AUGAGCUACAACGCGUACACGCCGCGCACGAAACUGGGGCACCCGUCCGCCUCGCCGUCCCCGCUCCGCCAGGCCUCGACGCUCUCAAACGGCUCCUCGACACGCUCCAACGAUGCCCCGAGCCGGUCGAGCACGCAGUCGAGCAGCGCCUCGACGGGCUUCGGCGCUGCGCUGGGCCACCGCCGCGGCUUGAGCGAGGCCACGGUACUGUCGCAGCCUCGCACCGAGAGCUACUACGGUGGCUCCGAAGACUCGAGUGCCGGCGCGAACCCGUACGCCAACCUGCGCAAAGCGCUACGGCCCCUCUCGCAGGCGCCCCAGAGCUCGCCGCCGCCCUCGCCCGAGAAGGAAAAGCGGCCCGUCACACCCACGGGCAGCCCAACGCGCUCCUUCUCGCACAACCGGUCGCAGAGCGUCGAGAACAUCCGCUACCGGCCCUUCGACGGGCCCGCCUCGCCCACCUCGCCCACCUCGCCCGCCUCGCCGCCCUCGAAGCCGCGCCCGCUGUCCAUCGCCGUCUCCCGCGCAGACUCGAUACGCGCACCGGCCCGCGACCACUCGGCGCGGCCGCUCUCUGCACACCUCGAGAAGCCGGUCCUGCAGAGCCUCCACAAGUCGGCCACGGGCCAUCUGCGCACCCUCUCCAAGUUUGCAGCCUCCGGCAGCGAGGAUGACUUCAGCAUCAAGUCGCCAGAACAAGAGGUCGUCGGCUUGCACGGGCGGCGAAGGCUGCAGCGGACCGACCAGCAACGAGGGAAGAAGACACAAUCCUCGUGGGCCCGGACUAAUUGGAUGGACCAGCAGCGCCAGUUCUUGCAGGCGUACGAGUAUCUCUGCCACAUCGGCGAGGCCAAGGAGUGGAUGGAGGAUAUCAUCGAUGCAGAGCUGCCGCCCGCCGUCGAACUGGAGGAGGCUCUGCGAAACGGUGUCACAUUGGCCGAGAUUGUGCAAGCGAUCAAGGGCCACCCACUGCGCAUCUUCCGCGACCCCAAGUUGCAGUACCGGCACUCUAACAACUAUGCCCAUUUCUUCAACUUCCUGGCCGACGUCGAGCUUCCGGAUCUGUUCCAGUUCGAGCUGAUUGAUCUCUAUGAGAAGAAAAACGUGCCCAAGGUCAUCUACUGUAUCCACGCCCUGUCGUGGCUGCUGUUCCGAAAGGGCAUUGUCGACUUCCGCAUUGGCAACCUGGUCGGUAAACUGCAGUUUGAGCAUCACGAGCUGGAAGCUACACAAAAGGGUCUUGACAAGUCCGGCGUCAGCAUGCCCAACUUCUCUGGCGUGUCGGCGAAUUUCAACGUCGAGCCCGAGCCCGAGCCCGAGCCCGUCGAGUCGGAAGACGAUAGAAUUGAUCGUGAGCUAGGCGAGAACGAGGCCAUGAUCUUGGACCUGCAGGCACAGAUGAGGGGUGCGUUGGUCCGUAUGCGUCUGGGUGAUAUGAUGCAAGAGCUCUGGGACCACGAGCAUCUUAUUGCAGACCUGCAAUCCCGCAUCCGUGGUGACUGGGCAAGACAAAUCGCAACAUAUCGUCUUGAUAUGCGACGAUUCGCAGUGACGCUCCAGAGUGCGGCCAGGGGCUACCUCGUCCGAUCGAGGAAACGUGGCGAGGAGGGCUUCUGGCGGGACAACACAGCCCAAGUGCUCAAGGUCCAGAAUCUGUUCCGUGGACGCAAAGCCAGGGCUCAGGUUCAGUACACCAAAUCGAAGAUCGAGCAACACGAUCACGGGAUACGACAGUUCCAAGCAGCCAUUCGAGGAGCUUUGGAACGACUUCGCGUCGGCAACCGAUACGCCGAGACCCGGGACACCGAACCAGCCACUGUACAUAUCCAAGCGAUGAUUCGGGGAGCCCUUCUCCGACACCGAGUCGACCGCGAAUGGGCCGAGCUGCAGGCCAACGAGGCCUACAUUGCCGACUUCCAAGCAGUGUCCCGAGCAGCUCUUCUUCGACAAGAACUGCGAGCUGACCAAGAGGGCCUUCGCCAACAUGAGAACGUAGUCACCCUCUUGCAGGCGGCUGCGCGGGGCAUUCUCGCUAGGAAACAGAAUGCAGAGAUGCAAGACCAACUGGUAAGCACAUCAGUCGAUUGGUCCGCUGUUCAGUCCAAGAUUCGCGGUGAUGCUGCUCGAAUCUCCUUUGGACAAUUGAUGAGUGCGCUGUACGCUGAGGAGCCACAAAUUACGGAUCUACAAUCGAAGAUCCGUGGCACCAACUACAGGGUCGCUUUUGGGCAGAUGAUGAGCGCGCUCUACGCAGAGGAGCCGCAGGUCACGGACAUCCAAUCCAAGAUCCGGGGCAAUGCCUCGAGAGUCGCGUUUGGGUUGACGAUGAGUGCGCUAUACGCAGAAGAGCCGCACGUCACCGAUCUCCAAGCGAUUGCAAGAGGUGGCCGAGUACGUUCCGAAACCGCAGACACACUUGCGCAGUUGAGCGGACAAGAAGCUACCAUACUUUCUUUACAGGCUUACAUUCGUGGUUUCCUUUCUCGCCAAAGGCAUUUCUCUAACCUCAAGGCUCUCCAGACACAAACUCCGGCUUUCGUCGAUCUGCAGUCGGCGAGUCGAGGAUUCGUCCAACGACAGCGGACAUACGACAUACUCUGCCAACUCAAUGCGCAAGAGCCCGAGAUCACUCAGCUUCAAGGGGAUGCCCGCGGCAUGCUGCUUCGCAUGGAAAUCGGCAUGCAGCUCGGCCAGCUUGAGGAACACGAAGAGGCCGUCGUAGAGCUUCAGGCGUUUGCACGGGGUGUGCUAGUCCGUCACAAACACGCCGAGAAGCAGCAGUUCUACCGUGAAAACAUGGAGAAGGUCAUCAAGCUCCAGAGCUUCGUCCGAGGCCGUCAACAGGGAGAAGCGUACAAGAGCUUGACAAGCGGCAAGAACCCACCCGUGUCUACCGUUAAAAACUUUGUACAUCUGCUCAACGACAGCGAUAUCGACUUUGAUGAAGAGAUUGAAUUCGAGCGCCUACGAAAAACCGUAGUUCAGCACGUUCGGCAGAACGAGCUUGCGGAGCAAUACGUCGACCAACUGGACAUCAAGAUCGCAUUGCUUGUCAAGAACAAGAUCACACUGGACGAGGUCGUCAAGCACCAGAAGCACUUUGGAGGCCACGUCGGCACCCUUCUGAGCAGCAAGGAUAUCUCAUCGAAAGAUCCCUUCGACCUCAAGGCGCUCAACAAGACUUCGCGCCGGAAGCUCGAGCAGUACCAAGAGCUAUUUUUUACCCUGCAGACACAGCCUCAAUACCUGGCGCGUCUUUUCAGGCGUAUCCGAGAGCAGCGACUUGAGGAGAAAGAUACUAAGCGCAUCGAGCAGUUGACAAUGAGCAUGUUCGGAUUGGCUCAGAAGCGAAGAGAAGAGUACUGGCUCCUCAAGCUUAUGGCAAGGUCGCUCAGGGAAGAAGUCGAUCGCUGUGCAACUCUGCAAGAAUUCACCCGUGGCAACUUCUUCUGGACAAGAUUGUUUGGUAGCUUUGUUCGCUCGCCGCGGGACCGCAAAUUUCUGAAGGAGCUCUUGGGCGCGGUCAUUCGCGAGAACAUCAUUGACAACGAGGAGCUGGACCUCGAGAGCGACCCUAUGCAAAUCUACAAGUCGGCAAUCAACAACGAGGAGCUCCGUACCGGUCAGCGAAGUCGCCGAGAUCCCAACGUAACCCGUGACAUGGCGCUCAAGGACCAGGAGACUCGAGCUACGUUCAUCCACAACCUCCAAGAUCUUCGAGACGUCGCGGACCAGUACUUUGCGAUGCUCGAAGAAGUGCUUCACCGCAUGCCGUAUGGCGUUCGCUACAUCGUCCAGCAGAUGUUCGAGGAGCUGCGCCAGAAGUUCCCGUACGAGCCGCAGGAACAGCUCCUUCAGGUUGCAGGACACUGGCUGUGGCGAUCGUAUAUCCAGCCUGCUCUUGCUCAGCCCCAGCACUGGGGAGUAGUCGACCGCGGUCUGUCCAAUGUCAUGGGCCGUAAUCUCAACGCCGUCAACAAGGUGCUCGGACAAGUAGCAGCAGGAAGACUGUUUGGUGGUGAGGACCUCUACCUGCAACCACUCAACAGCUACGUCACCGAGGCCAUCGACCGUCUGCAGGACAUUUGGGUCAAUCUGAUUGAUGUCCGUGACGCCGAGGCAUACUUUGAGAUUGACGAGUUCAACGACCUCUUCGCUCGGACCAAGCCAACACUGUAUAUCAAGCUUGCAGAUGUCUUCGCCAUUCACAACCUGGUCAUCGAUGACCUCUCAACCCUCUGUCCAUCUCAAGACGACCCUCUGCGCGAGGUUGUACGCGAGCUUGGAAGCGCAAAGAACAACGAGAACGAGCUGUUGCACGUCAGCUCGACCGAAAUCACCCUGACACUGAACCCCAAGUUCCACGAACAAGAAGACCCCGAUGCACACCUCAAGUCACUCUUCAUGGAAACGAAGCGCUACGCACUGUACAUCAUCCGCGUGCAGACUGGCGCCAAUCUUACAGAGAUUCUGUGCAAGCCUGUUACACCUCAAGACGAAGACCGAUGGGACGCACUCGUCCGUGAAGAAGUCGCCGCGCAAAGGAAAGACCGCAACCGCAAGCACAGCGCCGUUCGGUCGUCAGCCGCGUCCACCUACACCACGGACAUGGGCUCCAACUCGGUCCUGGAACUCGAUUACCCGACUCUGAAGCAGUACUGCCUGGAGAACAUGGUCCAACUCCAACGCGCGGGCCGCAUCUCGCCGCACAACAACUACCAAGACCUGCUCAACGCCAUCGCAGUGGACAUCCGCACCAAGCAUCGGCGGCGCAUGGAGCGGGCGCGCGAGAUGGAAGGUGUACGCACGACGCUCGCGGCGCUCGACGAGAAAGCGCACUUUCUCGAGCAGCAACUCAAGUCGUACAAUGACUACAUCGAGCAAGCCAUGGUGACGCUGCAAUCGAAAAAGGGCAAGAAGAAAUUCCUCCUCCCCUUCACUCGGCAGUACAACCACAUGCGCGAGCUCAAAUCAACAGGGCGCGCCUACCGAUUCGGAUCGUUCAAGUACUCGGCGCGCAACCUGGCGCAAAAGGGCAUCCUGGUGUCGUGGUCCGGGUACGCGGAGAGCGCGUGGGACCGCCUCGAGCUCACCGUGUCGAGCAACCAGACGGGCAUCUUUGAGAUCCAGGGCUCGCAGGGCAGCAUGAUGAUCCCCGGCGCGUUUGCAGAGGUGCCCCUCGACGGGCUGCUGCAGGCGCAGUUUGAUAACCACCAGUUCAUGAACCUGUUUGGUGAGGGACGCGAUGGCAGCGGCAAUGGGGCUGUCAGGGUUAAUGUUAAUCUGUUCUUGCAUUUGAUUUUCAAGAAGUUCUACCGCGAUGAGUAG
This is a messenger RNA of Didymella exigua CBS 183.55, 5328 nucleotides long. RefSeq lists its product as uncharacterized. The record is from RefSeq and is a predicted model, not a curated record. Gene Ontology annotation, molecular function: actin filament binding; calmodulin binding; GTPase activator activity. Bases 1 to 5328 code for a protein of 1775 amino acids. Gene Ontology annotation, biological process: regulation of actin cytoskeleton organization; regulation of GTPase activity. The transcript has 3 exons. Gene Ontology annotation, cellular component: cytoplasm. Lineage: Eukaryota; Fungi; Ascomycota; Dothideomycetes; Pleosporales; Didymellaceae.